AUGGGUUUUAUAGCUUCAUAAAUAAAAAAAGCAGUAUUAGCUAUUUUGAUUUUAGCGUAACUCCUCUUAGGUUAGGAGUGUUUUUCUCAAGUUUCUAUAUAUACAACAGAACAGGAAAUGAAACACAAAGUUGAUUAAUUUAUCUUAUCUAGGGUAGAGAUUCCAAUGAGUUGUCUGUAAACAUUAUUAGAUAGUGGAUAUUAUUAAACAGCUCUUUACCUGUUUGAAGAAUAUUUUUCUUAAAUACCUGAAAAAUUAGAGGAAUCUUUCUCAUUGGUUAAAUAAAAAGCUAAUAAUAUUAAGCGUGAUCUUGAUUAGUUGUAAAUUAACUUAAUGGCCUCUAACAAAGAGGUUUAGGUAGUAGAACCUGCAUUUUAAUGGGCUUAGAGCAAAUCCCAUGUAUUCCUUUAAGUAAAAUUAGCUAUGAGACUUGAUGCCCCUGCUUGCUUAACCUGUAAAGAGGAAAUAGUAAAAAUAGAAAAUAAUACCUUUUAUAUGAGUGCAUUUGGCAUUAUUUCACACACUCCUGUCCGUUUUAAAUUAAAUUUUUCACUUUGCCACCCAGUUUCUAUUGUAGAUAGUUCAUGGAAUUAUGAAAGUGUAGGAACAUACUUUUUCAGUUUAGCUAAAAUGAACAAUACUUAAUUGUGGCUAAAUUUAGAAAAAGACUCCAAUAGAAAAGUGCAAAUUUGGUGGGAUAUGAGAGAAAAGCACCAAAAUGAUAUGGACGACUGGGGUAAAAUGAAAGAAGAAGAAGCUGAUAAUUUGGAAAAAUAAAAAAGAGAAGAAAAGAAGAAAGCCAAAUAAGAAAAGAAAAAAGCUAGACUGGAAUAGAAUAGAAUAAAAAAAGAAGCAGAACUUGAAAGAAAGAAAAAAGAAGAAGAAGAAUCAUGGACUGGCUGGUUCUCAAAGAAAAUAUAUGGCUCUGAUUGA
Tetrahymena thermophila SB210 is the source of this 933-nucleotide messenger RNA. RefSeq lists its product as hypothetical. Lineage: Eukaryota; Ciliophora; Oligohymenophorea; Hymenostomatida; Tetrahymenidae. The record is from RefSeq and is a predicted model, not a curated record. The transcript has a single exon.